AUGCCUCCGCGUUUCUCAGUCCAGCCUUCUUGGAAGGCCUUGACAGGCACGCUCUCCGGACAGACCCCGUUCACCCUGUCAAACGGAACCACCAUCACUGCGCGAGCGGCAUCCACGAAGGCCAAGUCGCCGAAAAAGCAUGACUUCUUCAUGAUUGCACAGGCCCGCCAACGGAAGGCAGCCAAUCUCUCUCGACAAAAGGUUCUCCAGGCGGAACGGGAAGCCUCGCUCGGCCACCCCGUGGAAAGCAAGCCGACACCUUUUAUCCAGGAGAUUCAGUCAAUCCAGACUGGCGCGCAAAUUCCAGCUGCUAGUACUGAUAUCAACUACUACUUGAAGCCGGAUGGGCUUAGCAGUGCGCUGCAGUUCUCGAAGGAUCUUACCCAGCCGCUCCAAAAUCCCGAUCGUGAUACAGCAGAUCCCCAGCUGGAGAAGGAGGCGGCAGAGUUACAUCAGCAGCAGCACAGAAAUGCAGAGGAAGCCAUACAGCGCAUCGUGAGCCUGAGCAAUGGAAACACAAAGGACCGCCUUCGGUUGAAUGUACAGAAGUGCAUUGACCAAUUCGGCCGACACAACACCGACUCAUUUCUACCACCCAAACCCGCCGGUAUGCCGCAUGAGUCCGCACCCGUUUACCCAGAGAAGGCGCCUCGCAUCGGUCCGGAUACUGGCUCCCCAGAGGUCCAGGUUGCUAUCCUGACUGUCAAGAUUCAGAACCUGUCUCGACACUUGAAGACCACCAACAAAGACAAGCACAACAAGCGCAACCUACAGCUCCUUGUACACAAGCGACAGAAGCUGCUUCAGUACGUUCGCAGGAAAGAACGAGGAGGUCCGAGAUGGCAGAACUUGAUGGAGACACUCGGCUUAUCAGAGGCCGCAUGGAAGGGGGAAAUUGCCAUCUAG
Penicillium cinerascens is the source of this 906-nucleotide messenger RNA. RefSeq names its product mitochondrial 37S ribosomal protein uS15m. NCBI's taxonomy places the organism in Eukaryota, Fungi, Ascomycota, Eurotiomycetes, Eurotiales, Aspergillaceae. Gene Ontology annotation, cellular component: ribosome. Gene Ontology annotation, biological process: translation. Bases 1 to 906 code for a protein of 301 amino acids. The transcript is spliced from 2 exons. Gene Ontology annotation, molecular function: structural constituent of ribosome. The record is from RefSeq and is a predicted model, not a curated record.